GCAGCCGCAGCACGGAGCCGCAGGCAAAGCAGCACCUUGCAGCACCCCGUGAUGUCAUUCAGGUCGCUGUGCACAUGUAAACACGGCUGGCGCGGUGCAGCCAGGACACUCCGCUUCCUCCCGCCAGCACAGUUGCACUUAGCUGGGUUUCUGCCUGAAAAGGAAUGACCCACCCACCCUAUAACACGACAGAUGUCUCCAGCAGCCCAGUCAUGACGCAGAGCAACCAGACCUGCUCCAGUCACAAUAUAACGUUCAAAAACAGCCUGUACGCAACCACGUACACCAUCAUAUUCAUCCCCGGCCUCCUGGCAAACAGCGCUGCCUUAUGGGUCUUGUGCCGCUUCAUCAGCAAGAAGAACAAAGCCGUCAUCUUCAUGAUCAACCUGGCCGUGGCCGACCUGUCUCAUGUCCUUGCGCUGCCACUGCGAAUAUACUAUUAUAUUAACUCCACGUGGCCUUUUGGGAGAUUCCUUUGCUUACUGUGUUUCUACCUGAAGUACCUCAACAUGUACGCCAGCAUUUGUUUCCUCACCUGCAUUAGCAUUCAGAGGUAUUUUUUCCUGUAUCAGCCGUUCAAAGCCAAGGACUGGAAGCGGCGGUACGACGUAGCCAUCAGCACCGCGGUGUGGCUCUUCGUUGGGGUGGCAUGCUUGCCAUUCCCCAUCAUGCGCAGCUACGGCCUGGCCAAAAACACAAAUACCUGCUUUGCAGACCUUCAAGUCCGGCAGAUCGACAGCAAGGUGGCCACCGUGCUGAUGACAGGCACGGCAGAGCUCUUCGGGUUCAUCGGCCCACUCAUCAUUAUUUUAUUCUGUACUUGGAAAACAAAAGACUCUCUUCGGGGCUUCCAGAUACCACUGCAAAAUAGCAGCGAGAGGCGGAAGGCUUUAAGGAUGGUUUCCAUGUGUGCCGUUGUGUUCUGCGUGUGUUUUGCACCAUACCACAUCAACUUCUUUUUCUACAUGUUGGUGAAAGAAAACGUCAUUACAGACUGCUUCCUGAGUACCAUUACACUCUAUGCCCAACCCUUUUGCUUAAGUCUUGCGAGUCUGGACUGCUGUUUGGAUCCAAUCCUGUAUUUCUUUAUGACUUCAGAGUUUCAGGACCAGAUAUCAAGGCACAGCAGCAUGGUCAUCAGGAGUCGGCUCAUGAGCAAAGAGAGUGCCUCAUCAAUUAAGGAAUGACAAGAAAGCCAGCUUAAAAGAACGAAGAUAUUUCAUAUGAAAUCUGAAACUGUUCUGUGAUACUCAAUUGCCAACUCCGUUGUGGAAGAUCCUGCAAGUUUAUUCAGGGGAGUUUUGUGGCAGUGGAAAGCUGUUGAUAUAUAGAAGAUAGAACUCUGUUUAAGACCGAUGUGUUGGAAGCUGAUGAGCAACCCAACUGGCGUGACUACACCCACUGCUGUGCCACCCACACCUGACCUAGCUGGACUAGAAAAUUUACAGGAGGGAGUGACAAAGCUUUUGCUAGGAAAUGGUGGAAACAUCCCAGGAGCUUUUCUUCUAUUUUCCCACCUCCAUGGCUCUAUGAUCAAGCCAAAGACAAUCCCACAUCCAUACACUGACAUUCGCUGUAGUGUCUUCUCUGCUAAAACCAGACAACACAUACAAGAACCUGAAAAUGGCCAGUAACAAUAAACGGCAGUUUUGGUCUCCGCACUUAGGGCUGCAGACACGUGAAGGUUGGCAGCUUGCUUCAGCACAGCAAUCCCGGCUUGCCGCUGCCCGUGCAUCCCACUGGUCACCACGCUUUCCUCUGCUUCACCUUUCCCGCACUCCCCCUCCCACAGUUCAUUAUUUCCCCCUCACCCAGCCCUAAGUUUGCUCCUUAAUUGCUGACGCAUCCCGUAACUUGCACCUACAGCUGGUGCAAGACCCUCUGUAAGACAAAUUCUCCCAAUGGCUCCUCAAACACUCCGGAGAGCGGGACCUGCCCUUGGUGCGAGUGACUUUCUUCCCCUCCAAGCUGCCCCCGUUGGCACGGGGUGGGGGGGGGAAUCAGCACAUGGCCUUUGCCUUUGGACCCCGAGGGGCAGGACCGCUGGGAGCAUGCCGCAGGCUGGGCACAGCCGGACUCCGCAUCGGCGCGGGUGGAUUUGACGAUGCUGAUGGUACUGUUCAGGUCCUCGCUCUCUUCUGUGUGCGGUUACUUGGGCCCAGAGGUAUCUGCGAUGGAUCUGCCCCACAAAACCUUGGCUCAACGGGUUCAACUGACACAUCUUUUAAAAAAGAGAGGUGUCCUUGCCAAGGUGUUUUCACUUUAUAAUCGGCUAUGAAGAUAUGAAAAGCAGUGACAAGAAAGGAUGCCAUUUACCCCUUAUGUUAAAUUAGUGACAGCUCUUCGGCCAAGUUCACCCGCUUUGUGUAACUUCAAGGGUAUCCUCAUGAUACCUGGGGAUUGUUUUGGCUGAACACAGGCACUGAUUUAUUGCCUUUGAAAACCUGUGUUUUUUCAAAAGGAAUUCUCAGUAAGCACCAGCAUCUUACAUGUUGCCACAAAAAUAGAAGAAAUACCAGAAACACUUGCUAAGUGUAUUUUAAAUCUAACUACUCAAUUCCAUGUAGUUACAUUUUAACUCAGCCAAAAAUUUUCUGCAUAUUAUGUUUUCCUACUUGACUGUUUUACAAUAAAAUGGGAAAAAGCAAACAAUAGCCAGGUUGAAAUAACCAUUGCGCUGGAGUUCCUCUAAAAGGCAGCAAAGACAUACUGAUUAAAUACAGUAAACUCUUGUAGUUCUCCUCCCAUUUGUGAGGAGAUGAUUAUGGGCCACAGUACGAUGAACUUGAUCUUACAUAUAGAUAAGUGAAAAUACCCAAAUAUGCCUAUCUGAAGGAAGUAACUGUCACAGAGAGAGUAUUAUUGCAGGCUUCUCUAGUUUUCUGGUGAGAAAGCUGCAGAGUAGGCAAACAGUCCAUCUCCCACUGAAGUCAAUGGAAAUGUUUUCUCAGAUUAAACUGGCAGUUCGUUAUGCCAAUGAUAUACAUACAUGUUUACACACUGCAAGUUGUCCCUUUAAAAAUGUGAGCAGAGGUUGAUGCUCAGGUACACAGUUAAGCACGCGUAAUGAUUUUUUUUGUCAAUUUAGCAGUUUUCUCAUAAGCUAGACACUGUAUAAUAUUGUCAGUGAAGGAGACUUUAGUUUCAAUGGUUAUUUUGAGGAUUUUUAUGGACCUUGACCAGCUAGCAUGUGACUGGGAGCUGUUUACAGGGACUUCUUUCUCAUACAACUCUUCAUUUUUCAGGUGAAAACAAGUUGAAGGCACUGUUAUGGUAACUAUGUAGCUUGUCCUACAUUUUUCUUUCAAAAAACUGAUGCUUAAAAAAUAAACGCAUUUUUGCAAACAUAAGCUGAGUUUUAUAGUUAACA
Harpia harpyja (harpy eagle) is the source of this 3370-nucleotide messenger RNA. RefSeq names its product putative P2Y purinoceptor 10. Gene Ontology annotation, molecular function: G protein-coupled receptor activity. Lineage: Eukaryota; Metazoa; Chordata; Aves; Accipitriformes; Accipitridae. The coding region runs from base 165 to 1187 and encodes 340 amino acids. The record is from RefSeq and is a predicted model, not a curated record. Gene Ontology annotation, cellular component: membrane. Gene Ontology annotation, biological process: phospholipase C-activating G protein-coupled receptor signaling pathway; positive regulation of Rho protein signal transduction. The transcript is spliced from 2 exons.